Messenger RNA from Osmia lignaria (orchard mason bee), 8218 nucleotides. It is a transcript of the gene Mid1, whose product is annotated as calcium-permeable channel component Mid1. Gene Ontology annotation, biological process: calcium ion import across plasma membrane. Gene Ontology annotation, cellular component: plasma membrane. The record is from RefSeq and is a predicted model, not a curated record. Gene Ontology annotation, molecular function: stretch-activated, monoatomic cation-selective, calcium channel activity. NCBI's taxonomy places the organism in Eukaryota, Metazoa, Arthropoda, Insecta, Hymenoptera, Megachilidae.
CAGGAACCCUAGCGUUUCAAACUUUGCGCCCAUGCGGUUCGAUCCGGCCGGAUUCACGGGACCACCACCUACGUCGCACGAGCGAACCAACGGGAACGACGACGAUGCCGACUACUACUUGCGUUUCCAUUAUCCUCGCCGCGAUCCUUCCGUCGCGCAGAUCCGUUUCUUUCACCUUCGAGCCAAGGUUGACGUUUUCGCCAGCAGUUUCCUAUUCGUCCUACGGACUUGCAAGAUUCUCGGCCAACGAAAAUCUUGCUCCGCUCGAGAGAAGAAGCAGCAGCCGCCUCGUUAUCGGCCUUACGAUACUUUCGUCACCACCGUCGGCACAAGUGGAAGAAGCAUCGUCACCGAUCGUCGUCGACUCGCGUCGUCGCUCGAGAAUGGGCCCGAAUUCAGAAACGCCACUGCCUUUCGCGUCUUUUACAGUUCAGUUUACCGCAGCGAGACAUGCGCGCGCAUUCCCACGUUCGCGAUUAUUUUCGAACGGAGAAAACGUCGGGUGUCGCGAUUUCGUCGCUGCAACGGUCACGAUGCGGACCGAGGGAACGGUGACGUCGACGACAGCGACGACGAAGAGAACGACCACGCUCGGCUCGAGCGUUUUUCCUCGACGUUCCGAGACACGGGGUCACGGCCGCCUCGUGAUCGAAUCAACACCGACCGAACGAGAACGAGAGGAAAGUGUGAUCGUGCUAGACCAGUCGAUCAAUCCCCGAUACCUAUCGUGGACGUCACGAACGUUCCUUACGUCGACGCGUUUGCUUACACUGCCCAGAAUGACGAGAACGAUGACAGUGUUCCGCGUAACCCGCCGCCAAUUUGCCAGUUCGGACAGGAUUCCGAUGGAUUCGGGAGCAGGAACGAUCCGAAAAGGGAUAAGUUGCGCGUCGGUGAUGGAAACGGAAGAAGCGAGAACAAUUACACUGCCCGGUUCCAGGAGCCGAUUACCAACGGAAGCUGCAAGAACGAGAAAGAGUUGGCGACCAGCGGAUCAACGAAACUCUCAAAUUCGUACGGUCGAAAGUACGGAUUCUUGUUCGUCAUGUAUCUAUUGGCUUGGCCGCUGGUCUGCUCGACCACUCCUUUCGCCCAUGGUCCAUCUCUCGGUCCCGCUGAGAAUCUUUUGCAGCACAACUCCACGCAAAUUUCAUCCUUGUUUUCGUCGGGUGUCGCGUCGCAACAGCAACAGCAGCAGCAACAGAAACAACGGCAUCGUCAAACGGAGGAGCAAUUAGUUCAGGACGCCGAGUACGGUAGAGAUGGUAACAACGCGCAUCGUCGUCGCUGGUACGAUGAUCAACGAAAAGAAGAGGAACGCGAAAUUGAGGAAUCAUCGUAUCAAAGCCACCAGGCAGUUCUCCAGUCGGAAACGGUACAUCCUUACAACGAAUACAGCUGGGAGGUGAACCAGAUAAAUCCUUGGUUGUCGGCCUGCGACCUGGCGGGACCAGCUCCGGCCGAUCUUCAAGGUAGUUGCGGUCCACCGGAAGUCCCGAAGAACUGCCCGAUCGCUUGCACGAUCGAUGCCGGUAAAGAGUUUCUCGAGGUGAUCGAGAGAACGUCGUGGUCGAGACGAAGCAAGCCGAAAGAGUCUGCUGCCGGUGUACAGAUCCAGCGACAGAAUAAAGAGAAUAAGAUGAUUAAGAAUAAGAUUGGGGAUGGCGUACGGAUGGCUCCGGAACAGUGCCUUUUUUAUCUCGAGGAGUCGCAUAAGAGGGACAUCUGUCGGGAUGAUUUUGGCCGGACCAGUACGCCAAGUUUUUUAACCCCGAGGGAGAAUCGAUAUUGGUUCAUGAGCGGGUUGCGUCUGCGGCACUGCUGCGAGCACGCGGUGGUCAACGCCCUGGCACCCGGCAAGGGCGGUCCGCUCGAGAACGUGCUAAACGGUGGCCAGAAGUGCGCCGAUGCCCUGGACAAGCUGUUGCUCGUCGAUGCGUUAGCCGCGAGAUUGCAUUGUGAAUUCGAGGAAGUGCUGGCGCGAUACGACUGUGCUCAGCCCUAUUCGGUCAUCUUCAACUGCACCCAUUGCAAGGAAGCGUAUAGAAAAUGGGUAUGCAGCUCCCUGGUGCCUUACUUUGCUCAUGGGGGACCGCAGGACUUGGAUAGCUCGGACAGCUGGGUCGGAAGCAGGCUUAGGCCCUGUCGGUCCUUUUGCCAAUCCGUGGAGCAACGUUGCCCUUACUUACUUCCGGGUGACCGUGCCCCCGCUUACCCCACGCAGUACGCCGGCGAACCUACUUUCCUUUGCAGAGAUCCAAACAUCCCCGAGACCGGAGAGCAUGCUGCGAGGGCGUUGCACAGCAGCGAAGAGGACGAGUGCUGUUUUCACGCGUGCUCCGAGGAGAAUCCGGGAUCGGGUAUCUGCGCGAAUUGUACGGACCGAGAACCACGGAAACGCGGGAGAAGCCACGAUCCUCCGACGGCGCCCUACUGCGAGAUUAAUCCUAUUCAACCAGCUUCCACAGGUGGACAGUAUCGUGCUCCGGGAACUACGGACAGCACGGUGAUCGAGGAAGGGGAUGAAUCGUACGAUUCGUCGAAGGAGACGGACGCGUCGGCGUCAGGGACGCUGACUAAUAUCGUCCAGCAACAAGGGACCUCGUUGUGCGGAAGCGGCGGUGUCGGUUCAAUGACGAGCAUCUCGUCUUCCGAUCGAUCAACGAUCAGCCUACUCGCGCAACUGUUUUGGUUAUGCUCGAUCCUGACCAGCAGCCUCGGCAACGUUCGAACGAUACCUGCGCUAUGGUUAUCUAGGAGCAUCGUACGUUUGACAGAGCCGUUGAUGGAUCGGUGGUGGUUGGCAGAGACGAGCAGCCGGCGAUCGGUUAAGCUUGCCGGUUGGCUGCACGAAGCGAGCAUGCGUCACGUAACCAAGUGGAUGCUCGAAAAGUGGGUGACGGUCGAAGGUCGGUGCCGAGGUUGUUGGUGGUACCGGUGGUGUUGUUGGUGUUGGUGCUGGUGCUGGUGUUGGCGGUGGAGGUGGCGUAGAAUAUCGUCGAGCGGUCGCGUACGAUGGAAAUUCCGACCGCGGCUACCGCGUAGAAAAACUCGCGGACCGCCUCGACCCUUAACAAUCGUUGCCCCCGCGCCGACCACCGCCACGUUAACGGGCAACGAAGAAACCGCCUCUCUUAAUCGUCCACCUCAUCCUCCUCCUCGUCGUCGUCGUCGUCGUCGUCGUCGUCGUCAUCGUCGUUGUCGUCGUUGUUGUUGUUGUCGCGUCUCGUCGACGCGGACAGGGGAUUUCGGCUCGUUCGCUGUCAAGUGUCACUGGCGGCGAUGGAAUUGGUGGUGGUGGUGGUUGUAUCGAUGGUGGAGAUCGCGGGCCACGAUCGAGGACGCGAUGCGACGCGCAACCGGAAGAAUCGAACGAAAUGGGAUGAAGCGAAGAAGAAGAAGAAGGAGGAGAAGGUGGAAGGGAAGAAGCAAAGGCAGUUUCGACGUUUUCGGCAAUGACGUUUGGCAUUGUUCGGCCACGCGACGAUACUUUAGAUUGUCCUCGAGGAAGGAUCCGCCAUAGAGGAGAUCGAGGGGAACGCAACAUGCGUGAAAUACAGGUAUUUUCAGUCGGUAACCAGAGCUCCGUCGUAAAGGACUUUGGAUCUACGAUUCCGUCGGACCUUCGAGAAACGGACGAAGGGUUUAAAGGGCUUCGCCCCGAUGGAGGAAGAUCCGUGUGAACAAGAGGGCGCGUGGCGAACGUAGAUAAAAAAGCUGGAAAGAGGAACGAUGGCGCGAGUCGGAACGAAAGGCGGGAUAAAAGGAAUUUUUGAAGAAGGUACUUCGAGAGUAGAGAGGAAUUACGAUAUCGAACGGGAAAAAUAAGAAAAACGAUAGGGAACGAGCAUACACGGUGAACGUGUACGAGACAGUUUCAAAGGAAGCUAAAGGUAAUUUCGACGUUGAAGAAAGAAAGAAAGAGAGACAGGAAGACGAAACAAAAUAAAAAAGGGACGAAGAGACCGGCAACGUCUAUCGCUAAUAAUAACGAUAACAAUAAUACAAUAAUAAUUAAUUAAUUAAUUAAAUAACAAAAAAAAAAAAAAAUUAACGACGAUUACGAUGACGGGGGUGAUGAUACGACGAUGCCCAUGAUGAAAUUACGAUAACGACGGUGAUCGAAGAAUAAUGAAUUAAAAUACUAGUUAACGAAUAAUAAUAAUGCUGAUGAUACUGAUGAAUAAUGAGAUAAAAUAAUAACGAUUAAAUACUUAAAAGAAAAGAAAAAAAAAAAAAUGAAGAAACCAUGAAGUAACGUUAACGUUUACGAUAGAAUGAUUACGAUACAGUUAUUAUUACACGUUCGAUGCGUUCCACAUAAAACACGCCCACACACGCGCGCACACAUAUACACGACACGUCAUAUACACACGUACACAAGGAAUAUUAAUUAUUUCGAAGAAAAAAAGAAAAAAAAUGGAGAAGAUGAAGAAGAAUAAGAAAAAAAAAAAUAAAAUAAAAUAAAAUAAAAAAGUUAAAAGUGCGAACGAGCGAACGAAGAAGCGAGAGUACAUGGACGACAGCGUGAUAGAAAUCAAGAGCGAAAGAGAGAACGAAUGCAAGAAAUGAUAUGAUAAAGAGAGAAAGUGAGUGAGAAUGAAGAUAAAAAAAGAGAUGAAUCGAAAAAUGGUACACACAAGAAGCAAAGCACACCUUCGCGUAUUAAGGCAUUAAACGAUUAAACGAGACAUUUAAAGAAUAAACAAAAAAAAAUGACGUAGAUAGAUAGUAUUUCGGUCGUGAAAGGAAAACCAAAAAAAGAAAAAAAAGAAAGAAAGAAAGAAAGAAAGAAAAGAGGAAACGAAGGAACGCGACGAAAUACGGAGUCGACCACGUUCUUGUAUCGACGUUUCGUAAGGAAUUGUAGAAAUGGCAACAGAGAAUAAAACAUGACGUUAUCGAGGUAUAAUAUGUGUUCGUUUAGACAUUACAAUAAAUAACUACUAUGUUAACAUAGACACGUAACGGUACGAAUCGAGAGAGAAAGAACGAGGGAGUAAAGAGGAUAAAUGAAUGAAUGAAACGAAAGAGGAACUUGUAGUAGGGUGCAUGAUCAGUAGAGAGUGCGUGGGAGAAAAAUAAAACGAGAAUACGAAAAGCACACGUGGAAAAAUAAAGAAGACGAAAUAGGGAAACAUUGAGUAGAUGAAGAAAACUCGUAGGAAACCGAUGAAUUUUUUUAUAGAAAAAUAUUCUGACGAAGUUACGAAAAUAGGUGUACGAAAAAAGCCAGAAAAAAAAAAAAAAUAAUAAGUAAAUUAAUAAUAACACUGUUUUUGAUACUCUUCUCUGCGCAGUGCAUCCGAAUUAGACUUUCUUCCCUAUGAUAUUCAUCUACUUUCUCUCUCUCGCGAUCGUGCGCGUCGAUUUUUCAUUUCUUUCAAAGAAAUUCAGAUUUCAUCGACGAGAACGCUGCGCAGAGGCAGAGUCGGAGAAUACAGAGAGAAAGAAACGUAGAGAAUCGUCGUCGUCGUCGAUGUGUCGUAAUUGCAAACGAAAAAUAAAAAGGAAAAAAAAAAAAUGAAGAAAAAAAAACGAAAUUUGCGGAAUGAUGGGAGCGUACACGCAUACACACGUGACACGUGCACGCAUACAGGUACACGACCUGUGUUUGUGAUCGAGGAGAACAGAGGUAUAAGGAGCUGGUCGCCGCAUGUGCGUUAAUUAUGUUGUUAAACAUUGUCCAAUACAUAAUUGUUACUAAUUUACAUUUGUAAGAGGAACACGAGGGGAUGGACAGCAAGCGAAAGAGAAACGAGAACGCAUGUGGUACGAGUGCGACUGACGUCGGUACGAAUGACAUGGGACGAGUGAAAAUGAUGGUGAAUAAUUGAUGUGAAUAAUCGAGAAAGCGUGAUUAGUGAGACGAGGAGAAUAUAUAAAUAUUAUAAAUAACAAAAGUGACAAGGAGAGACGAAACGAAUAAUGAACAAGGACCGGAUGAACGGACUUGAAAACGCGUUUACGCGAUCGCGUGUAGAAAAUGCUUGAAAAAGCUGUGAAUUAAUCUCCUUUUUAAAAGACAACCAACUAUUAUGUUUCUUUAAUGAAAAAUUCAUUAACCCUUUAGAUGCUAUGCACCGCUAUAGUGGCUUUAUUCUUUACUUGACAGCAAGUUAGAUAGAACGCAAGUUCCCUUUCUAGAAACGCACAGAUUUAUUAAACGGUGGCUGGAGCAAUAAUAUAAAGAAUAAUAAUUAUUUUUUUUUUUUUUCAAAAAGUCGCGUCUAACGGGUGUCUCCUUUGUCGUUAGAACUCGAACGCGGUAAAGGAAGGCGGAAAGCGAAGCAAUGAAAGAUGUGAUUACGAUAAAGUCUCUAUUAUUUGAAUGAAAGCUAAGCGUUGGUAACAAUUUAUCUUUGAAAAGAUGCCUUUGGUCUUCUCGCUACGUGUCAAGCAUUUUUAUUUAAGAGUAAAAAUUGAUUUUAAAUCAGAAAUGAAAUUCAUUAAGUUAACCAGGCUCGGAGCACACACGACGGAAACGUUUCGUCGUCGACGAUGUCCCUCGACUUCCGGUCGAUUUUUUACCGGUCCAUGCUUGGAAUCCUUGAAUAGAGGUAUAAAUUGAUCGAAUGGCACAUCGAAGAGAUCGUUCUCGCUCGUUCGUUCGUUCGUUCGACUAGAAAAUUAUAAGCAAUGUUCUUGGACCAGUAACGAAGAAACAAAAGAAACUAAAAAAACAAUCUUCGGGACGUUGAUUUCGUGCGAGGAUCGAUGCGAAAAUCACGUAAGAUUCGCAAAAUCAUUUCUCUAAAGCCUGUUCUGCACUUACGUACAAACGUUUACGAAACAAACAUUUGUUCAGGUAGAGAAACAACAAGAAAAUAGAAAGCUUCCGUAUAAAUUAACUUGCCUUCUCGCACAGAGGGAUGCGACCUCUUCAGGCAAAUUAAACGCGAAAAACUGACAAAGUUUAUUUUCUUUCUAACGUUUCUCAAACAGAAAACUUAUCAUUUACAAAAGCAAUCUAUAAAGCUUCUCAUGCAAACGUUCAAUUAAGAAAAGUGUUAUUUCAAAUAUUUUCGAAGCAUACAUUCCCAAUGGAAAUGGAAUACGGUUCCUCCGAACAAAUGUAGCUGUAGAUUAGGCUUUAGAUCGAACGUGUCGUUUCGAGUUUUCCUUCGGUAAGACGAGCUAUUUAACAAACGUCCACGUUUUCUUCCGAUCGAUCCCGAAAUCCUACUCUUUUUUUCCAUCUCCGUGUCUACCAUUUCUUCUUUUUCUCCACCAACUGUCCUUUGUUCGAGAGGAAACGAUCGAUGAGGCGCACCUCGGUGUCUAGAUAAGUUUUCACGCGGUAUCCUGACAUUCCUUAUAGAUAUCAAAGUUCCGAGUUCUUUUCGAGAAGCAACGAGGAUCGCGAAGGAUUUUGUAAAAAUAGAAAAAGAAACGAAAGAAAAUCACACCGAUUGGCGAGGCUCGAUGUCGUUCCAGAGAUAUUCACCGAAUGCCUGGAAUUUCUGUGUCAAAGAAGAAUUAAUUGGUCGCGAAUAUUGUAUCCAGGGUAGAAAAGAAAAUAAUAAGCCCUGGAUAUGGGUUAAAACGCGAUAAUAUCUCGUUGCGCUUAAAGAGGCCGUUAAAAGCACGGCUACCUCGAAAGCAGAGCCUGUUCCUUUGAUCUCCUACACUUUUUAUGAUUCUCGUUUAAAAUUAAUCUUGGCCCCCUGCCCUUCAGUCCUUUCGUUUUCUUUACCCUCCUCCCUGUUUUCCCUCCUAUCAACGCGAAACGCGACAGAGUAGAAAUCUCUGGCCGCGAUUCGAGCAGACUGCUCGUAAAAGGGAAUUAAGGAAUCCUACGAUACACGGGCAACCUUCCCAACGAAUCCGUACCGACCUAAAGAUAUCGCCGUCUCUGAACCAAACCAAGAUAAUGGCGAAAAAAAAAAGAAAGAAAAAGAAAAGAAAAACGCUUCCAACGUAACCAUAAUCUAAAGUCCAGUUCACGAUUAUUGUACGAUGAACUUCCUUCCUAACGGCGAGUAAUCUAUAAAACAUUUCCGUGCCAUUCUUUUUGUUGGUCCGUUUCUCUCGUUACUCGUCGAAAGCGUCGAAUUUAACGAGAUCCUAUUGGUGUGUAAAGAGUCGGGCUCGGUGGACGCGCGAAUCGUUCGAAGCUCGAUAAAACAAGCCUGACUGCGAUAAAGCCCCGGAGGAAGGUCGUGAAAGAGAGAGCGGUUUGUACGAGAGAAAGAGAGAAUGCUCGAUAGAUUCGAAA